This is a messenger RNA of Sturnus vulgaris (Common starling), 4624 nucleotides long. NCBI's taxonomy places the organism in Eukaryota, Metazoa, Chordata, Aves, Passeriformes, Sturnidae. The record is from RefSeq and is a predicted model, not a curated record.
UGUUUCUGAGGCACUCAGAAACAGCUGGGCUGCUUUUGUAUUUUUCCCUUUGCCUUGCCUACACAAAUGUACUUAAUUUAGCCAAUUUACCCUUUUCUCCUUACAGCUCAGACUGCUGGAGCAAUUGAACUCCAAAGCUGAGGUCACAACAUUUUGGUGAAGAUUAGGAAAAAAAGCGAUGGGCAUGCCUGGUGUCAGCAUGGCUGGGCAGGUGGUCUGACUGGGCUGCAAGAGGGUUUUUUAGUGUGGCUUAGGCAGUGGGAUUUAUAAGGACACGUUGAAGUGUAAUUCAGUAAAGUUACUACCAUCUCUUUUGGCUUUGGGUCAAGAUCCACAGAGGAGGAUGAAGAGCUUCCCAGUAGGAAGUGCAGCCUGAGAAGUCAAAGGCAUCAGUGAUGCUGGCUCUUGCUCUGAAGAUGGCUUUGGGGGAAACAUGGGGGCAAUAAAAAUGCUUUUCAGCUUGAGCAGACCCCAGGCUCACCCAGCCUGCAGGUUUGCAGAGAGUGACCUCCACACAAAAAAAUCCCCAACAAGUGUCUGCUUUUGUAGUGUGCAGAUCCACCAUGUGGUGCCUGUGAGUCUUGGUCCCUGGCUAGAAACCCUAAGGCUGGCAUAAUGCUCAAGAAUAACAUUACCCACAGUGGAUAUUUCCUAAAAUCAAGGACUGUGGCAUAGAGCACUGCUGACAUUUUUCUAACCUGGAUAUCAUUACUGUUAUUAAAUUGAAAGAGAGUGACUGUGGGAUUAACCUGCAAAUAGAGCUAACAAAAUGACAAUUCAUAAUGGUUCUUGCAUUCCUUCAACAGAAAAAACUGCUUAGACAAUCUAAUGGAUGAAGAUGAGAAAGACAGGGCAAAGAGGGCUUCACGUAAUAAGUCUGAGAAGAAGAGGCGUGAUCAGUUCAAUGUUCUCAUCAAAGAGCUCAGCUCCAUGCUUCCAGGCAACACUCGCAAAAUGGACAAAACUACUGUGCUGGAAAAAGUCAUUGGCUUUCUGCAGAAACACAAUGAAGUCUCAGCACAGACGGAGAUUUCUGAAAUUCAGCAGGACUGGAAGCCUUCAUUUCUCAGCAAUGAAGAAUUUACUCAGCUGAUGUUGGAGGCAUUAGAUGGCUUCAUUAUAGCAGUGACCACAGGUGGAAGCAUCAUCUAUGUGUCUGACAGCAUCACACCACUUCUAGGGCAUUUACCGUGUGAUGUCUUGGAUCAGAAUUUGUUAAACUUCCUCCCAGAACAAGAGCACUCAGAAAUUUAUAAGAUGUUAUCUUCUUGUAUGCUUAUGACAGAUUCUGCCUCAUCAGAUUACCUAAAAACUGACAAUGAACUAGAGUUUUAUUGUCAUCUUCUGAGAGGAAGUUUGAACCCAAAGGAAUUUCCAACAUAUGAAUACAUAAAAUUUGUAGGAAAUUUUCGGUCUUACAGCAAUGUGCCUAACUCCACUUGCAAUGGCUUUGAUGAGGCUGUCCCAAGGGCUUACAGAACAUCCCCGGGAAAGCAAAUCUGCUUUGUUGCGACUGUUCGUUUGGCCACGCCUCAGUUUUUAAAGGAGAUGUGCAUCGUAGAAGAACCUCUAGAGGAAUUCACAUCAAGACACAGUCUGGAGUGGAAAUUUUUAUUCCUGGAUCACAGAGCACCGCCGAUUAUCGGGUAUUUGCCUUUUGAAGUGCUGGGUACUUCUGGCUACGACUAUUACCACAUAGAUGACCUAGAGCUGCUAGCAAGGUGCCAUGAACACUUGAUGCAGUUCGGCAAGGGGAAGUCGUGCUGCUAUCGGUUUCUGACCAAAGGACAGCAGUGGAUCUGGCUCCAGACCCAUUACUACAUCACCUACCACCAGUGGAACUCCAAGCCAGAGUUCAUUGUGUGCACACACAUGGUGGUAAGUUAUGCAGAUGUUCGGGUGGAGAGGAGACAGGAGAUGGGCUUGGAAGAAGUGUCCUCAGAGGUUGUGUCCUCAGCACUAAAGGACAGUGGCGCCAGCUUGGAUCCUGAACAGCACUUUAAUGCACUUGAUAUUGGUGCCUCAAUCCUCAGUGCUAGUCGGACACCCUCAGUGUCAUCCAGGAGCUCUCCAAAAUCUUCCCACACACCCAAGUCAGACCCAGCAUCUACACCAACAAAGCUGAUUACGGAGUCUAACACUCCCUUGCCAAGAACACCGAGCACACAGCAGGAUUUAUCCGUGCAUAGACUCAGCCAACCUACUGCUCUUCAGGUUUCUUUGCCUUCUCAGCUUCCAUGUGAGCUUCUCCCACAGCAGUUGCUGCCUCAAGCAACUCUGCAAAAUCAGCCUGCACCUCUGGCACAGUUCUCAGCACAAUUCAGCAUGUUCCAGACCAUCAAGGACCAGCUAGAGCAGCGGACACGGAUCCUGCAGGCCAACAUCCGGUGGCAGCAGGAGGAGCUCCAAAAGAUACAGGAGCAGCUCUGCCUGGUCCAAGACUCCAGCGUACAGAUGAUCUUACAGCAGCCAGCAGUGUCCCUGAGCUUUAGCAAUACUCAGCAGCUGGACCCACAACAGCUACAGCAGAGGUCAGGGGCCAUUUCUCAGCAGCAGCUUGUCCCCAGUCCUCAACUUCAAGGGCAAAUCACAUCUUCACAAACAACGAACCAGCAGUCACUGAGAGAAGCAAGUGUGAUAUCGAGCCAGGUAAUAAUUUCUUUGAAUAGAGAAGCAUUUAGAUGGGGCCCGAAGGCGGCGCGGAGCACGGAGCUGGCGCCGGGCGGCGGCCGCGCCCCGCCCCGCCCCGCGCCGUUCGCCUCAGGCGGCGGCCCCGCGGCGCCCCCUGGCGGCCUGUCCCGCGGCGGCACCCCCGCGCCCGCCGGCUGCAGCCACGACCAGCAGCUCAGAUUGUUGCUUAGCCAGCCUAUUCAGCCCAUGAUGCCUGGGUCCUGUAAUGCAAGACACCCUUCAGACCUCAGCAUGGCGGGAUCCCAGGCCAAGUAUUCUCAAACCCAACAAAUGUUUCAAAGUUUGGAAGUGCAGACUUCCAGCAGCAGCUCUCCAAUUGUACUGAUGGGACAAGCAGUGUUAAACCAAGGGUUCACCACUACCCCUCCUUCCCAGCCAUCCUCUCUGCCACCUAUGCAACUCCAGCACCAACAGCAUCAGCAACAACGCUACCUGCAGGUGCAAACACCAAGUUCUUUGCACAAUGAACAACCUGAUUCUUUGCUCCUGCCAUCUUAUUCACCACGGCAAGGAAAUAUGGGGUAUCAUCAGACACAGCAGCAGCAACAGCAACAACAACUAACAUCAAGAAGAAGGAAUAGUUUAUCAGAAUCAUCAAAUUUACCACAGCCACUGCGAUAGAGUCCCACCAGCACAAUCAAUGCACAAUUAGCUUUAACCAAUGGGCACAUGGGGCAGAAGAGAAUGACUUUGUACUUACUGUUCUGGCUUUUGCACAAGCAUUUCUUUCCAAGCUCUAUGACAGAAGUACACCCAGAGUGCAGACUGCCACAGACAGUGCGUUCAUGGCACGCUGGCUUCUGUUUGCGCUGUGUCGUGAGCACAGGAUGUACUGACAGAGCAAAAUCAAAAGGAGCACUAUCCUGUGCGGCCUCCAUCACCACUGGGAGCAUGGGAAGAGACGUGUCACUCUGGAAGCCAUCUGGCAAUUCCAAAAGACUGUCGACAGACUCAUGAGGUACUUGGCCUUCACUGUUUCAGUUCUUCUUUUGUGUAUGAAAAGCACUGCGUCAAAGGUCUAUCAAGGAGAGAACAAGAGAUUAUUUUUAUUAUGAUUAUUGUUAUUAUUUUGCACAACUGCACAGAUGACAAAACCUAGGCACUUUCUGUAAAGAGAAGUUUGUUUCUUUAUUCUUGUGGCCAAAUUAGCACAUCCAAUGGAGGAAAAAGCCCAGCCAUUGGUGAAGAUGGUCUACAGCUCAUAACGCUUGAUUUAGAAUCUGAGAAGUAUUAUGCAGCUUACCCUAACUGUUCUUCAUUACUAAAAACCAACCAACCAAAAAAACCAAACCCACAACCCACACUGGACUGUUUUCUACAUGAAUUGUGAUUGCAAAGGAGAACUCAAAUUGUAAGCACAAUCAUGCAACUCUCCAAUAGUACAACAUUAAUCCUUCUUCAACCUAAACUCACCCACUCCAAGUCUCUGAGAAAUAUGCACUGUGUUUUGGCCCACUGACUCGGGAUGCUGCAGACUAUUACAUAUCUCUUUCAUGAUAACAUUUAGGAUUAAAUUUUCCUUUGGAGGAAAAAAAAAAAGAAAAUGCACUUUUCGCUUUUUUUGUAUGUUUUCCGUUGAUAUGUUUCUAAGAAAGAUUUUAUGUAAUUAUUAAAUAAAAAGUAGUGUAUUGUACAGCUGUUGUAAUAAUGACCUAUUUCUAUAUAAAAUAAAAUUAUAUGGAAUUAUGUGGAAAUUAUUUUGUAUAUGAAAUAUCAACUCAUUUCACAAGUAUAAAGAUUGUGCUUGUGCUUUUUUGUGAGUGGGUAUUUUGUAAUAAACUAAUGAAUUAGAAAUGUUUUUGUGAAGGGAACUACUGUUUCAUGCUAUAUACAACUCAGACUAUUAUUUUUUUCCAUUUAAUGAUGGACAGUUGUCUUUAUUUGUAGAAUAAAAUAAAAUAGCCAAAAGGCUUUAUUGCAGGACUUGCACACA